Molecule: messenger RNA, 5723 nt
Organism: Polypterus senegalus (gray bichir)
Lineage: Eukaryota; Metazoa; Chordata; Cladistia; Polypteriformes; Polypteridae
Gene: pde4a
Product: phosphodiesterase 4A, cAMP-specific
Exons: 15
Coding region: 2543-4924 (793 amino acids)
Biological process (GO): signal transduction
Cellular component (GO): nucleus; perinuclear region of cytoplasm; cytosol
Molecular function (GO): 3',5'-cyclic-AMP phosphodiesterase activity
Source: RefSeq, a predicted model, not a curated record
CUUUCUGGCAUGUAUUUGUGAUCAUUUGAUUUUCAUUCCGUCUGAUGUCUGUGAUAUAACCAGUUAUAGAAGACGUUGUAUUCAAAGAAAUAAAGGUGGAAUUUUUGCUGUCAUGCUUUGCUAUCAGAUUCGAAAGAAACGAUGAGCGCUGAGGAAUUUACACAGGCAAUCCCCUCCCAUUAUAAAUCCGAUAAUAUGACUGCAGCGGCUUUUGUCUGCUUCUCCUGUUUUCACCUAAACCGUCGCAAAUAUUUAACAUCGUCUCUCAGACUUUCAAGCUGAGUUUUUUGAUGCUCGCAUUACCGAGAAGGUAGUAGCAGCUUCUUUCUUUUUUUAAUUCUGAAAGGAAAAGCCCCAUACCACAUUUCUUCUAAAAAGCAUUUGCAGUCGUGGAAAUUGAAGUAGGAAGUUUUUUGGAGAUUCAACACAUUCAAAUGUUAUAGUCUAAUCCGAACACUUCUUGGAAACCACGACCAACUGUAACAAGGACUGCCUCGAUAACCAGCAAGACAACUUUAAUAACUGAUGUGCCAUUUUGAGCAUAGCAAGUGUCAAAUUUUGCCGAAAAGUAAAAGAAAUUAAAGGAAUGGAAUAUUCUUUUCCUCCGUUGUGCCGCACUGUCGGAGAAGGUGUGCGUAAAAUGGUAUUAUUUAUAGCACAGCCUGAAGCCCUAAUAGUAAAGGAACAGCAAAAGAAAACGAAGAUGAAUAGUUGUUGACUAAAGAGGGAAGGCAAAAAAGACGGAAAUAACACGUUUGUGAACGAAGUCAAAUGUAAAAGAGCCACUUAAAAUUGUUGCAACCCGAAAGAGGCUCCCUUUAGUAUGCGCGCCUUCAAAAUAACCCGAAGAAAGUAAUCGCCGCGCCUAAAUGAAUCGGUUUGAUUUUCUUAUUCUUUUAGCGAAACGUACAAUUCAAAACCAAAAUAGACUAAUUCAAGUUUCACAAAGCGUUAACUUUGUCGACAACGAAAAGGAAGAAGAGCACAGCUAAGUUGAAAUCAAGCCGGCUACCUCCGAAAUCGCAGAAAUCAGCGCAAGCUAACCUACCUACCUGUGCAUAAAAAAACGCAAAGGAAACUGAAGCCAACUAUUAAAAGCAGCCGGCAGCGCAUUGCUAUUGUCAUGCUUACAUUUAAACGAUUACGAUUUUAAGGAGGCGCUUAUUUGCGAGGCAGAAGCUGGAUGUACAGUACGAAGGGAAAAAAGAGACCACUGAAUCAAUUGGAAUAAAAUCGCCAGAGGAAGCGGAAAGUAGAGUACCCCCUCCACCCCGCGACCGACAGCCAACCCGCCCGCCCCUUAAAAAGCCACCCACUCAAAUCUAACUGGAUCAAGAUUUUUCGCAAAUAACUGUGGAACCCCUCCAGGGUAAAUCGCGUUCCCCCGAGUACAGUUUAGGAUUUUUCACAGGAGGAAAAAAAAAGAAGAAAUGAUUUCUAAUUCGGAAAGAGGCCAAUGGCAGCCGCAAUAGCAGCGCAACGGUUAAGUAUUGACAAUAAGCAUAAUACGGAUAAUUAUUACUCAAAGCUUUGAGACGCUGGAAACGGAGGGGAAAGAACGGAUUGGCGUUACCAGCUUCUUUGACAGAUGAGUAUGACAGGCAUUUUAAAUUUUAUUUUGUAUUCUUCUCUUUAUUGGAUUGAUUUGAUCGCUUCAAUCCAGAAACCGUGGACACAAACAUUGAAAAGUAAAAUCGGCAACAGAAGCGGCACGAGCAUUCGGUGUGCACGCUAAUUUUUUUCUUUUUUUUGGGGUUGUGCUCUGGUCGCGUCGUUUCACUUAGCGCUGUUUUUUCAAAAGAUUUGUCAGCUCCAGGCGCAACAGCUGAUCGCGACUCCGACCGGCAGUGGCUUUUCAGAUGCGCUUGCAUCAACAUGAAGGGCGGUGGACGUGCAGUGGGCAGAGCUGGAAACUGGACACUGGCCACCAGCAACAGGAGAAGACACUAACACCCCGGCAGGUGAGAGACCCCGCGUUGCAGCAAUAAUACAUUUAUGGACAGUGUUGUUUUUUUUUUCUUUCUUUGAAGGAAGGCACAGGGCUGCGCCUCGGCAAUCUGGCAAUAAGAGAUUUGACAGAGCAAUAAAUGUUCCCAUCUAAGUGAGCCACUGCGCUGCAGGCAGUGUAGCGCACAACUUAGAUGAACAUCUCGUCGGCUUAACGGAUACUUUUUUCCUCCGAUUUUGUUUUCCUGUUCCAGACGAAGGAGAACCGAAUAAACAGGUGGAUUGAACUGGAAUACUCACAUGCUCCAUUGCUUUGGUUUUACUUUGUUUUCUGCAUCGGCUUAGAAAGUGGAACCAUAUGUUGGGAGAAAAUAGCAAUUUGCACUGUGAUUUAACCAGUAUUAUUUUAUUGCAAAAAAGAAGAAAACUGAAACUGCUUAAUUGUUAAUUUGCACUGGACUAUUAAGACAUCAAUUAUUUUUUCACUGUACUCAAGCCAAUAGGAAACAUUUAUUUUCCAAAGUUUAGUAGCUGAAAUUAUUUAGUUUUCUUUAUAAAGAAAGAUUUUUUUCUUAAUCAUACUUUUUUUUGCACUAUGAUGGAACCGCCGCCUUGCUCAAAAAAGAGCUUGUCCCUUUCCCUGCCUGUCCCCCGGGAAGGACAAGCUACUCUAAAGCCCCCACAGCAUCUGUGGAGGCAACCACGGACACCCAUCAAAAUCAAACACCGUGGCUACUCAGAUACUGAUCGGCAUCAUCACCAUAGGCAGAUUGAGCGCUCUAAUGCUGUGGACACCAGCGACAGGCCAGGGCUCAGGAAAUCACGAAUGUCAUGGCCAUCUUCUUUUCAUGGGACUACCAGCACCACGGCCAACAACUGCACCUCUAAUUCUAGCAAACGUUUUGAUGUGGAAAAUGGCCCCUCGCCAGGUCGUAGCCCCCUUGACUCGCAGGCGAGCCCAGGGCUGGUGCUGCACCCAUCGUUCCCUCAGAGCCAGCGACGGGAGUCCUUCCUGUACCGAUCUGACUCCGAUUACGACAUGUCUCCCAAGACCAUGUCCCGCAAUUCAUCGAUCACCAGCGAGGCGCAUGCUGAGGAUCUCAUAGUAACCCCUUUUGCUCAGGUGCUGGCAAGUUUGCGCAGCGUAAGAAGUAACUUCUCCAUCCUUGCGAAUGUUACCACCCCAACUAACAAGAGGUCGCCAGUUGGCAAUCAGUCUACUGUUCCCAAGGCAACACUUUCAGAAGAAACAUAUCAGCAGCUGGCCAAAGAAACCCUGGAGGAACUGGACUGGUGUCUGGAUCAGCUGGAGACCAUUCAAACGUACCGCUCAGUCAGUGAGAUGGCCUCUAAUAAGUUCAAGAGAAUGUUGAACCGGGAGUUGAGUCACCUCUCGGAGAUGAGUCGAUCGGGCAACCAGGUAUCCGAAUACAUCUCCAACACCUUUCUAGAUAAGCAAAAUGAAGUGGAGAUCCCCUCCCCAACUCAGAAGGAGCGCGAGAAGAAGAAGAAGCAGCAGCCCAUGUGUCAGAUCAGUGGGGUGAAGAAACUGAUGCACAGCUCCAGUCUGACCAACUCCAGUAUCCCACGCUUUGGGGUGAAGACUGACCAGGAGGAGAACCUUGCCAGGGAGCUGGAAGACUUGAACAAGUGGGGCCUUAAUAUCUUCCGGGUGGCGGAGUUCUCCAAUAACCGUCCGCUCAGUUGCAUAAUGUUUGCAAUUUUCCAGGAGAGAGAUUUGAUGAAAACCUUUAAGAUUCCAGUGGACACGUUUAUCACCUACAUUAUGACGCUUGAAGACCACUACCACGCAGAUGUGGCGUAUCACAACAGCCUCCACGCCGCAGAUGUCACGCAGUCUACCCAUGUGCUGCUGUCCACGCCUGCCCUUGAUGCUGUCUUUACGGAUCUCGAGAUUCUGGCUGCUUUGUUUGCUGCUGCCAUCCAUGACGUGGACCACCCUGGUGUCUCUAAUCAGUUCCUCAUCAAUACAAACUCGGAGCUGGCGCUCAUGUACAAUGACGAAUCCGUCUUAGAGAAUCACCACCUCGCGGUGGGCUUCAAGCUCCUGCAGGAAGAGAACUGUGACAUCUUCCAGAACCUCAGCAAAAGGCAGAGACAGACCCUGCGGAAGAUGGUCAUCGAUAUGGUUCUGGCCACAGACAUGUCAAAGCACAUGAGCUUGUUGGCAGAUCUUAAGACGAUGGUUGAGACCAAGAAAGUGACAAGUUCAGGUGUGCUGCUCCUUGACCACUACACGGACAGGAUACAGGUGCUGAGAAACAUGGUGCACUGUGCCGACCUCAGCAAUCCCACGAAACCCCUGGAGCUUUACCGUCAGUGGACAGAUCGCAUUAUGGAGGAGUUUUUCCGUCAGGGCGACAAGGAACGGGAGCGAGGGAUGGAGAUCAGCCCAAUGUGUGACAAGCACACUGCCUCUGUUGAGAAAUCACAGGUGGGCUUCAUCGACUACAUUGUGCACCCUCUGUGGGAAACGUGGGCAGACUUGGUCCACCCAGAUGCACAGGACAUUCUGGACGCCCUCGAGGACAACCGGGACUGGUAUCAGAGUAUGAUCCCUCAAAGCCCUUCGCCACCUCCCGAUGAUCCCGACAAGGAGCAUGAUGCAUGUCUUGACAAGUUCCAGUUUGAGUUGACCUUGGAGGAGGAGGGUGAGGACUCGGACCGCUCUGACAAGGACCACCGUAACGACAUGCGGGAUGAGGUCAACGCAGAGCUGGAAAACUCCUGCCAUUUGAACAACGAGGAAGAGGAGGAGGAUGACAUAGCAUACACGCCUGACGAAGUGGGGCAGCGCCAAGAGGAGCAGCAGGCUGAGCCUGUAAUAGUAGUGGUGGUGGGAGAAAAUGGACAUUCGCAAGGGAGUCCGGAGGAGGAAAAGGAAAUAGUAGUAGUGGUAGAAGAAGAAGAAGAAGGAGAAGAAGAAGACAACACAUCUUCUCCUGUGGAAACAUGAGCCUGGUUUUUUGGGGGGGGUGGGGGGAGGGUGGGGGUUGAAGGACCAUUGGGUGGGGCAGGGUUGUCUUGAAAUCAAGUGGGUGUCCCCCAGGACAAUUAAAAAGAACAAAAAAAAUAUUUUUAAUUUAUUUUUUAAAAAGGGAACAAAAAUAAUACAAAUUACACAGCAACUGUAGAUUUCGAAUGUGGGAUGGUGCCACCUUUCCGGUGGACACAGGAAACCGAAGAAAACGAGGAACUAACUUUGGGCCAUUUGAGGAGCUGUAGCACUCUGGAGAUUAUAUCUAUUCAUAUAUUUAUAUAUUUACACACAUGCACGCUCACGCACACGCACACACACACAUACAUUACGCUGUAUCCCUAUGUGUGUCUGUGAGUGUGCGUAUUCACACAGGAGAAUGGGAUUGGAUUGCAACCGUGUAUAGGACAUUGGCUCGGAAACGAAGAGGUUAUUGUAUUCUUGUGGAUAAAGCCAUGAAACUCAAAAAGGAUUUCCUUUUCAUCACAAAUUGUGCAAAACUUUCACGACAAAAAUCAACUAAAGCCUCUUCCAUUGACGUGAACAGGCAGUGGCGCCUGGGGACUCCGAAGUGAACUGCUGGGCCGCAAGCUGCCACUGACUUUGCCGGUGUGAACGUUCACCUCUGAAAUGGAGCAGCACCCUCUCCCUCUCUCCCCUCUUCUUCAUCUUCUAUCCCGAGUGUUACAUUAAAUGGCCGCGUGCCUUUUUCUCUGCAAGCUUUUGGGCUUGUAGUGACGGUCAAGCAAUGAAAAAUAGAUGGAGGUUUUUACUUUGA